Messenger RNA from Drosophila gunungcola (fruit fly), 1134 nucleotides. Its product is annotated as homeotic protein female sterile-like. The record is from RefSeq and is a predicted model, not a curated record. Lineage: Eukaryota; Metazoa; Arthropoda; Insecta; Diptera; Drosophilidae. The transcript is spliced from 3 exons. Bases 1 to 1134 code for a protein of 377 amino acids.
AUGAGCGCACGCAGCAGUAACACCCAACAACAAGUGGAGCACGAGGUGAGGGAGGAGCGCGCCAGAGAACAGCCAGUGGCGAACGAGGCUGACGAGGAGUCUACCGGGGAGAUCUCGGACGUGGAGUUGCCGGCCGAGGAGGAGGAUGUAGGCCCGAGCGCGACGGAGGUCGGAGAGGUCGUCGACAUCUCCUCCGAUGAGAGUGGACCGGAGGACGCGAGUGAAAAGGGGACGGAGACCGUCAGUCCCGAGGUGUCCUCGGACGAGGACGACGCGGCGCGACGAGCUGCGAGGGACCGAAUGGUCUUCCGCCGGUUAAGCCGGGCGACGGCAGGGCUCGGGAGGAUCUGCCUAGGGCAGAUACCACCGUCGGGCAAGCCCAAGGAGUGGGCUCGCAUCUUGGAGGAGCGGGCGAUCACUGUCCGCCAAUGGGAGGCCCGGCGGCCGCCGCAGGAGCAGCUGCAGUCGCCGGAGGAGCAGAUGCAGCCGCCGCUGUCCACCACGUGCGCCGACGCCACCUCCACCGCCACCCCCGCGAUCGCCGUCACCGCUGCCACGCUCACCAUCACCACCACCAUCGCCGCCGCCGAGGCAGCAGGAGUGGCACCUGCCACAGGCGCAGGUCGCGCAAGCGCUGCGGACCGACAUGGUGGAGGGGCGGCGGUGUCAUCAGCAGACGGUCACGUGGACGAAGCCCGCGCCCGAGGAGGCAGCAGAGGAGGCCAGGAUGCGGGAGGCCAUCGAGUAGCGGCGCCCACCGCCGUUGAGCCCGCGCGAUCCGAGGGCCAAGUCGGCGAAACGCGUCGCGAAAACGGCCGAUCGCGAGGGACUGGAGGUGACGCCCGAGAAGGAGCGCGAGGCCCAGGAGGGGCUGGAGAAGGGGCCAUGGGAGUGGCCAUCACCGCCGGAGACGUCGAGGGACGCGGCGCCACCCCCGAAGCUGGCGCGGCAGACCUCGUGUCCGGAGCCGCGAGCCUCACCGGCGAGGCCGACGCUGCGGAGACAGCAGUCGGAGGGCGCGGAACCGUGGUCGGAGGUUCCGGAGGAGGAGUGGCCGGCGCGGGUGGCCUAAGAAGCGCGACGGCAGCGAGUGGGCCAAGCUCAUGCUGGACGGAGAACAGCGCUACCGAGUGA